Messenger RNA from Botrytis byssoidea, 558 nucleotides. RefSeq lists its product as uncharacterized. NCBI's taxonomy places the organism in Eukaryota, Fungi, Ascomycota, Leotiomycetes, Helotiales, Sclerotiniaceae. Gene Ontology annotation, molecular function: protein binding. The record is from RefSeq and is a predicted model, not a curated record. The transcript has a single exon. The coding region runs from base 1 to 558 and encodes 185 amino acids.
AUGACAUACGCCGCCAAAGUCUUAGCAAUCCCCGAACUCCUCGAACAGAUUUUCUCCCACGUUCCUCUCCCCGAUCUCAUGAUCCGUGUCCAAAGCGUGAACAGGCAUUUCUACACCCUGAUAACCGCCUCUCCUCUCCUCCAACACAAGCUGUUUUUCUCCUCAACCAAAAAUCCAUUUAUAUCCAAUCGUUCCAACACCAUCAUCCCCAAUCCUCUCUUAUACCCUUCAUUCCACGCCUACAUCUCUUCUUCUCGCAAAGUAUGGAUCACGUGUCCGGAUCUCCGGCCAUUAGAGCUCGUUGAAUUAGGAGUUGGAAGAAGGGGUAUGCUACGAAGGGGAUUUAGGUGGGCAGAUGCGAGUUGGAAAAACAUGCUGGUGUGUGUACCACCGGUCAAGGAAUUAACGAUCCAUUCAUUGGUUGGGCAAUGGGUCAUAAAAAGCGAGACUGGAGUGCGGAUGGGGAUGUUGAAUUGGAAAUUGCUAAGGGAUGUGUGGGGGAGUCUAGAUGUGCAAGGGGAGAAGGGCAUUUUGAGAUGUGGAGAUGCGGAGAGGUAA